AUUACCUCUCGGUCAAUGAAGGAAGAAGCCUGCUAAGAUCUGGACUGUUGACCGAUACUUUGAGCGCUUGCUUUUCUAGUGUAUGGUGUGAAGCGCCGAUAGGGUGCCAUAUAAGACAAAGCGUUGGGAACGUGAGCUCAGACAAAGAGAGACACCCGAACCUCUGCUCUCUUUCCCUGUUUCGCGUUCUUCCGCGUCCAUUCUUUAAUUGAAUCCCUUCACGAUCAUCGACCAUGCGUGCCUCAUUCGCGCUUUUGCCAGCCCUUGCGGCCAUGACUAUGGCAAGUCGAUGCCGCCCACGGACAACAACGUCGUCUUUGGCAACGUCGACCUUGACGUCAGCGGUUGUUAGCAGCCCAACAAGCUCUGCCGACCCUACCUCCAGCGCUGUCAGCAUCAUCGAGAGCACGACAACCACUGCAUCAGAUGAGCCUACAACAACUGAGUCAUCGACCUUGGAGCCAUCGACCACGGAGCCUGCCACGAGCGAGCUGCCCACCACGAGCGAGCCGCCCACCACGAGCGAGCCACCUACCACCAGUGAGCUGCCUAUCCCGGCGCCUACCACCACCGAGGAGCCUACCACCACCGAGGAGCCUACCACCACAUCCGCCGAGAGCGCGACCUCGACCGCCCCCAGCGCUGCUCCAACAGUCACGGGCUUCUGCCUGAAAGCCAUCACGGCUAAUGUGCCCAACUACAAGUACCACAUUCGUGCGCUCGGUCCCGGCUCCAACAUGCUGACCGAGGCCCCAAACUUCCCCAAUCUCGCCUUCUUCGACCUCGACAUAUCUACUGGCAAAAUGACCAUUAGCAACGGUGAAUGGGCCGGCUAUGAGGUGUUCACUCCCCCACCAUUCGACGGUCAAAACACUCGCGUCAUCCGGUUCACGGACUCGCCAGCAGACAUAGAAUAUCCGUUCCGCUGCUCGAAUCCUGAUGGAGUGUAUUCGGCUGGGUCGGUGUUGAAAUGUGAGGUGACAGCUCCUUGGGGUGACGGCGUUAAUAUGAGGUAUGCUACGUUCAGUGGCAGUACUAACUCGCCUGCCGGCGCGUGGAAUAUUAUGCGCGAUGACUAUGUGAGGGCUGGGGCCUUCAACUACGAUUUGGGCAUGUUCUUUGGGGAUGUUUGCAGUGGUGAGAAUGACCAACAUCCAUGAUGGGACAGGAGAAGCGAAUAUUCAGAGACCGUCUUGUAAUAGAUGUUGGAGAUGUAAUUUGCAA
Molecule: messenger RNA, 1224 nt
Organism: Neurospora tetraspora
Lineage: Eukaryota; Fungi; Ascomycota; Sordariomycetes; Sordariales; Sordariaceae
Exons: 1
Coding region: 234-1160 (308 amino acids)
Source: RefSeq, a predicted model, not a curated record